AUGGAAUCCGACUUCUUUCCUUCUUUUUCUAAGCAUGAAUUUCUUCCCCAACUCUGUAAUGGCGUUUCUGUCAGAUACGAGGCAAGGAGAGGAUUACACGUUGUGGCUAAUCGCGACAUACCUUGUGGAGAAGUUGUAUGUCUCGAGGUUGGUAAAGUAGUGAAUCUUGAUGAAACCCUUUGUUGUUACUGUCUAAAGGCUCUCCCCACAAAUCCCACCAACUCUUAUUGCGACGAUUGUGUAGAACAGGAGAAGCUUUAUGGACCUUUCGAGCGACCUUUCAUGAAGAAACUUCAGGAACUUGGCAUGUUUCGAUUAGCUGUACACUUGGUGUUAUCCUAUCCUUUAGACGAAAUACUGUCAUCCUUAAAAACCGGAGAACUUCGGAAAGAAGGGUUUGAUAUCCUCACUGUGAGGUCCGAUUCCUUGGCAACUGCGCUUUCACUCCAAGUUGAUGAUUAUCCUGUAGAGCUAUCGGCAACAGAUCCAUUGGUCAGAGACAUCGUUGCUACGCUCGGCAAGCAUCCUAGUUGGAAAAUGAUACCUAGCGCUCGACGUCUCCCCGCUUUCCGCACUCUUUUGAAGCGCAUAUCUUCCAGACUCAUGAGGAAUGCACAUUCCAUUUACUUUGUCGAUUGCAUAGAACGCCGUUCCGAAGUAUCGCACAUACCCACUCCUAUACCUGCAGGGGUUGGUCUUUUCCCGGUUGCUAGUUGGUUCAAUCAUUCCUGUCGCGCAAACUUGAAUAGUUUCUUCUAUGAGAACAAACUGGUCUUUGUUAGUACUGGUAUACGAAAGGGUGAGGAAGUUUGUGAUAGCUAUGGAGUCUCUUUUUUCAAUCAUACUGCGCGAGAACGAUCUGAUUUCCUGGCUGGUCGUGGUUUCAGUUGCAACUGUUCCGUUUGUUUGACAAACGACUCCAUUGAUGAUAUGCUGGAACCUAUAAUAGAGCAUCCUGACCUAGUCAUAAAAUCUCUUCCAAACGUAACGGACUAUAGACAAUAUCGAAAUGCGCUUCCUGAUGGUCAUAAAAUUAUCGAAACAAUAGCGGAAAUGUAUGUAGGAUCAAUUGGCGGAAACGAUACGAAGGAAAGGUUGUUUUUAUAUGGCGAAGUGCUUGAGUGCCAACGUCGACGCGGAUUACACUUCUCGCCUGAGCAAAUAAGGAUUCUUUUGAACUGCGUCGUUGCAGAUUACGAUGCUGCAGUGAAAUCAUCGCGCAAAAGGGAGAAGUACAUGGAAAACAUGCAGGUUCAUCUGUUCGCAGCCCUGAUAAGAAUGCGAACCUUCUAUGGAAAACUGUAUCCUGCUUAUGAUGCUGCUAAUUCAGUUGCUGAAGAACUAAUAUUGAUGCAGGAUGAAGGAUCUUGUAAGAAUUUGGCAGAUGCAGUUGUAAAACUUCGCACAAUCUUGGAGUAUUUAAAACCAGCUUUACCAACGUUGGAAUGA
Necator americanus (New World hookworm) is the source of this 1449-nucleotide messenger RNA. RefSeq lists its product as uncharacterized. Gene Ontology annotation, cellular component: nucleus; cytoplasm. The record is from RefSeq and is a predicted model, not a curated record. NCBI's taxonomy places the organism in Eukaryota, Metazoa, Nematoda, Chromadorea, Rhabditida, Ancylostomatidae. Bases 1 to 1449 code for a protein of 482 amino acids. The transcript has 14 exons. Gene Ontology annotation, molecular function: histone deacetylase binding.